This is a messenger RNA of Funneliformis caledonium, 4662 nucleotides long. The record is from the annotation of a GenBank genome assembly. Lineage: Eukaryota; Fungi; Glomeromycota; Glomeromycetes; Glomerales; Glomeraceae.
AUGGCUUCGCAUUCUUUAGAGGUUUAUGGGAAAGGAACAGCGGUGUGGAUUAAAAACGAUAAAGAAGGCUGGAUCAGUGCACAACUAGUUUCAAAAGAAAUAUCCGAUAAUAAUGUGAAACUUGCAUUUUUAACAGACGACGGAAAGGAGAUAGUAAUUACAACUACCUUGACUAAAUUGUCUCAAACAAAUAAUGCAGAAUUGCCACCUCUACGUAAUCCUCCUAUGCUUGAAUCUAGUGAUGACUUGACCAAUCUAAGUUAUCUUAAUGAACCUGCAGUGCUCCACACAAUUCGUACGCGUUAUUUACAACGAAAUAUUUACACGUACUCCGGAAUAGUCUUGAUUGCCACAAAUCCGUUUUCAUCAGUUUCUUUAUACUCGCAAGAUAUUAUCCAAGCAUAUUCUGGAAAACGACGUGGAGAAUUAGAACCACAUGUAUUUGCUAUUGCCGAAGAUGCUUAUCGAGCAAUGCUUAGGGAAAACAAAAAUCAAACUAUUGUUGUAUCGGGUGAAAGUGGUGCCGGUAAAACAGCCAGUGCAAAAUUUGUUAUGCGAUAUUUUGCAUCUGUUGACGAUAAAGAAAAACCACAUGAUGUAGUAAAGAAAUCAAACACAGCUUCUGGCAUGAGUGAAGUCGAAGAGCAAAUUAUGGCUACCAAUCCCAUUAUGGAAUCUUUUGGUAAUGCGAAAACAACCAGAAAUGACAACAGUUCACGUUUCGGUAAAUACUUUGAGAUUCAAUUCGAUAAACAUCAAAAUAUUAUUGGUGCCAAGAUUAGGACUUAUCUGUUGGAACGGUCAAGAUUAGUGUAUCAACCGGAAACUGAAAGAAAUUAUCAUAUUUUUUAUCAGCUUUGUGCUGGUGCUCCACCAUCAGAAAAAAAGAAUCUUGAAAUUGGUGACUUUAACCAGUUUCAUUAUUUGAAUCAGGGUGGUUCAGGUACAAUUCCGGGUGUUGAUGAUGCAGCGGAAUUCGAAAUCACGCAGAAAGCUUUAUCCACCAUAGGGAUAACAAUUCAGAUUCAAUGGCAAAUUUUUAGACUUUGUGCUGCUCUUCUACAUAUCGGCAAUAUUCAAAUCACAGCAAGUCGUAAUGUAGCUAUGGUUUCUGAAACGGAUCAGGCACUUGUUACUGCAACAAAAUUGCUUGGUAUAAAAACAGCAGAAUUUAAAAAAUGGUUGGUUAAAAAACAGAUAGUUACUAGGACAGAAAAGAUUGUCACCGAUCUCAAUGCACAACAGGCUAAUGUAGUAAGAGAUUCUGUUGCUAAAUACAUCUAUGCUAAUCUUUUCGAUUGGUUGGUUAAUAUAACAAAUGAAAGUUUGUCCAACGAAGAAGUCAAGAAGAGAGUAUCAAGCUUUAUUGGUGUUCUUGAUAUUUAUGGAUUUGAACAUUUUAAGAAAAAUUCUUUUGAACAAUUUUGCAUUAAUUAUGCGAACGAAAAAUUACAGCAACAGUUCAAUCAACAUGUAUUUAAGUUAGAACAAGAGGAAUAUGUACGUGAAAAAAUUAAUUGGACUUUCAUAGACUUCAGCGAUAAUCAAUCAUGUAUCGAUUUGAUCGAGGGUAAAAUAGGCAUUCUUUCUCUUUUAGAUGAGGAAAGUCGUUUACCAUCUGGCACCGAUGGUUCUUGGUGCAAUAAAUUAUACCAACAUUUUGAUACUCCUACACAUAAAAAAUAUUUUCAAAAGCCGCGAUUUUCCAACGCAGCUUUUACAAUUAGUCAUUAUGCACACGAUGUAUCUUACGAAGUGGAAAAUUUCUUAGAAAAAAAUAGAGAUACUGUGCCGGAUGAACAUCUCGCUUUAUUAAAGAAUACUGACUUUGAAUUCUUAGAUGAUGUUCUAACUAAAGGAUCCACUGUUGCACCUCCUGCAACUAAGCCUGACGCUAAACGUUCUAGUUUAAUUGCGAAGAAACCUACAUUGGGUUCAAUAUUCAAAGCUUCAUUAAUUAGUCUCAUGGAAACCAUUAAUUCUACAGGUGUUUCUUACAUUCGAUGUAUUAAACCUAAUGAAGUUAAGGUAGCAUGGAAAUUUGAACCUCAAAUGGUUUUAGCUCAAUUGCGAGCAUGUGGUGUAUUGGAAACUAUUCGCAUUAGUUGUGCAGGUUAUCCCUCACGAUGGACGUUUGAUGAAUUUGUUCAAAGAUACUAUAUGCUCGUUCGUUCUGAGCAUUGGAGUCCAGAUACCAAAAAAUUAUGUUCUACUAUUUUGAAUGCUUCCAUUAAACUUCCCGAUAAGUUUCAAGUUGGCAUAACCAAGAUUUUUUUCCGUGCUGGCAUGUUGGCUUAUCUGGAAAAGCUUCGCCUAGAUAGACUAAACGAAUGUGUAACACUUAUGCAAAAGAACAUGUUGCGACAUAUGCAUCAAAAGAGAUAUCAAACCUUAAAAGCAAGCACUAUUAAAGUUCAAUCGCUUUAUAGAAGACGUGUAGCAAUGAUUGAGCUUAAACGUCGUCGCGAAGAAAAAGCGGCUAUUACUAUACAGAAAUAUUGGAGAGGAUAUAUUCAACGAAAACGCUAUUUACGUGCAAAAAAGGCCAGUCAGAAAUUACAAAUUGCUGUUCGUGGUGUUAUCGCUCGAAAGAAAUUUGAAAAUUUACUUCGCAACGUUUCGGCUACUCGUAUUCAAUCUAAGACUUUGAAACAUAUUAUUUAUAUUCAAUCAUGCCUUCGUCGUCGCUUGGCAAGAGCUGAACUUAAGAAGAUGAAAAUUGAAGCACGUUCUGCCAGUCACUAUAAAGAGGUUUCAUAUAAACUUGAAAAUAAGGUUAUUGAACUUACACAGAACUUGGAACAAAAAUCUCAAGAAAAUAAGGCCUUAGAAGUUAGAACGGUAUCUUUAGAAAGUCAAGUCAAGGCAUGGAUGGAAAGGUAUGAAAAACUAGAAACUGACGCCAGUAGCUUCAAAAGUUCUACGAAACAAAGUACUAUUGGGAUUGAUGAGUUCAAGUCUCUUCAAUCUGAGAAAGAAACACUUGAAUUUCGUUAUCGAACUUCUCUUGAUAACAUCAAGAAGUUAAAUACUGAGAUUGAACGUCUUACAAGUGAAAUAAGCAAAAAGGAUGAUGAAGUAGCACGACUCCGUGCAACUACAGCUAAAUAUAAGGGAGCUGAGGAUCCAGCUACGGUGCUCGCUUUGAAACAAGAGAUUUCUGCUCUUAGAGAACAGUUGGCUAAGGUUAAAAGCGGUAGAGGAACAUCGCCUCCACCACCACCACACCGUCAAGAAAACGGUUUCUUGACAGCUGCUAGCUCUUCUUCGCUGAAACCUCCAUCGCAAAAACGAAGACCUCGGCGACAUAGCUCCGCUGAAUCCUGGGGGCCAAAUGAGGUUACAAAACGCAAACCCAAAACAUCAGUUGAUUUAGUUAUGGCUGAAGCAAAGAAACCGGGAUUAAGACCUGUUUCAGUAUCAUAUACUCAAAUGAAUGUUCCAAAGAUUAGAUCCCCAGGAGGUCGUCUUCAUUUGCCGGGAGUUGAAAAUGAUCCAGAAGAGGAGAUCAUGAAGCUUCUUGAAGAUGAAGAAACUCUUGAUGAUGAAAUUAUUAAUGGGCUGAUUAAAUCUUUGAAAAUACCACUUCCAAGUCUACAAAAUCCUCCAUCGCAGAAAGAAAUUCUUUUCCCUGCAAGACUUAUUAGCCUUCUAGCAAAGCAAAUGUGGAAAUUCGGGUUUAUUAAGGAAUCGGAAAGGUUAUUUGCUAAUGUAAUGAAAACUAUUCAAGAACAUGUAAUGGAUUAUGAAGGCGACGAAGCGAUCCUCCCUGGUGCAUAUUGGCUUUCUAAUGUGCAUGAAUUAUUAUCAUUUGCAAAUGCCGCUGAGAGAGAUAUGCUACGUGGAGUAAACCCAGCUUCUAAUUCGGGAGGAAAAAUGUUUGAAUGGCAUGAUUACGAAAGAUUGGUGUCCAUUGUUAAACAUGAUCUAGAGAGUCUUGAAUAUAAUAUUUAUCAUACAUGGAUGAAAGAGCUUAAGAAGCGUUUACACAAAAUGGUUAUUCCGGCAGUAAUUGAAAGUCAAUCGUUGCCCGGAUUUGUAACUAACGAGACUAAUAGGUUUAUUACAAAAUUCAUUACUGGACCUACAACCCCUGCUUUCAGUAUGGAUGACCUUCUUAAUUUCUUGAAUAAAGUUUGGAAAGCUAUGAAAUCAUAUUACGUUGAAAUGUCAGUAAUUCAGCAAGUCGUUACAGAAUUGCUGAAACUAGUAGGAGUGACGUCCUUCAAUGAUUUGUUAAUGAGACGUAAUUUCUGUUCAUGGAAGAGAGCAAUGCAAAUACAAUAUAAUAUUACUAGAAUUGAAGAGUGGUGUAAGAGCCAUGAGAUGCCUGAAGGCACACUUCAACUAGAACAUUUAAUGCAAGCUACUAAAUUAUUGCAACUCAAAAAGGCGACUCUAGGAGAUAUUGAAAUUAUAUACGAUGUUUGUUGGAUGUUGACUCCUACACAAAUUCAAAAACUUAUAAGCCAUUAUUUUGUUGCAGACUACGAGAAUCCAAUAAGUCCGGAAAUUUUGAAGGCUGUGGCUAGUAAGGUUGUGGCAAAUGAUAAAACGGAUAUACUAAUGCUCGAUGCAACUCCUUUAGAGGAUUCUGGUCCAUUUGAAGUUCCCUCUCCACGCGAGGUGGCACCUCCCGAUAAUUACCUGCCUGCAUGGUAA